AUGGCUACGAGCAAGAAUCUGCACAAAGUCCAAAAGCAAAUAGCGAAGAAGAGAGGCGGAAAAUCAAAUAGUCUGCACGAAAAUAGCAGGGAUUCUCAGCGGCUAAGAAGAGCUGGUGCGAGAGAGGACAAAAUUGCCAAAAUUGCAGCGGCCGCAUCGAGAGCAAAUCAAACAUAUGUGGAGCGUGUUGCCUUUUUCAAAUCAGCUCUUAAGGAGGCAACAACCUCGAUGAGCGAGGACGAGCUUCGGGCUCUGACUGCAAGCUAUAUCGCUCGUGAUGAUGAAGAGCUUGCAGCGUUGAAGGCGCAAAGACGACCUGGCCGGCCAUCCAGCAACCAGGAAGACCAAUUACGGCACAGGGUCGAGGCAGAGCAGAAGGAGUUCCAGUCCGGGUUCUGGAUACCAGAUACUCGCGACGAUGAAGGACUCAAGAAGCUCCGAGCCUGGAACGAGGACUGGUCAUCCCUAAAUACUCUCAAGUAUGUUAGGAUAGGCAAAGAAGGUGGCAUGAGAGCUUCGACUUUUCCGCCCAAAGGACUAUCUUGA
Molecule: messenger RNA, 546 nt
Organism: Endocarpon pusillum Z07020
Lineage: Eukaryota; Fungi; Ascomycota; Eurotiomycetes; Verrucariales; Verrucariaceae
Exons: 3
Coding region: 1-546 (181 amino acids)
Cellular component (GO): nucleus
Source: RefSeq, a predicted model, not a curated record